GCGGUCGCGGCGCGGCGGCGCUCCAUGGAACCGCGGCGGCGGCGGCGGCGUCGUCACCGCGAGGCUCGAAAACAACGAGGAACGCGCGGCGCCUCCGCCGCCCCCCCCGUCGCCGCGUCCCCGGGAGCCCGUCCCCGACGCCCGGCGCGGGUAGAAGCGCCCUGCCGCGCGGCGCCACGUGGAGACGAGAAAGACGACGACGAGGAGGAGGAGGACGAGGAGAGGGGAGGAGGGAGGCAGUCGUCGCCUUACGCCGCCUCUCGCUUUUAGCCGCUGCCUAAACUAACCUCAAACCAAGACCCGUCUUCGCUGGACAUCGACCGCAGCAGCAGCGUGGAGGAGGAGGAGCAGGAGGAAGGGAUGGCGGAGGCCGAUGGGGAGCAGCUGGAGGGGGUGGAGAUCGACCCGGAGUUCGAGCCACAGACGCGGCAGCGUUCGUGCACGUGGCCGCGCCUGCCGGGCAAGGAGGCGUCCCUGCCUCCCGACGGGGCCCCCACGCCGCCGGCCGACGGUUUCGCAGAGCACAUGGGGGGUCCCGAGUUGUGUGGGGGUCAGAUACCGGGGGGGCUCGAGAGCCCUCCGGGUCCAUCACUGGGCAGCCCGGUGCCCUGCUCCUCCACUGGCAGCAGCGGCGGCGGAGGAGGCGGCGGCGGCGGCGUGACGCCCAAGAAGACCUCGUCGUCUUCGUCGCGACGCAACCCGUGGGGGAGCCUGUCGUACGCGGACCUCAUCACGCAGGCCAUCGAGAGCACGGCCGACAAGCGCAUGACGCUGGCGCAGAUCUACGAGUGGAUGGUGCGGUGUGUGCCCUACUUUAAGGACAAGGGCGACAACAACAGCUCGGCCGGGUGGAAGAACUCGAUCCGGCACAACCUGUCGCUGCACAGCCGCUUCAUCCGCGUGCAGAACGACGACACGGGCAAGAGUUCCUGGUGGAUGCUCAACCCUGAGGGCGGCAAGGGCGGAAAGUCGCCCCGGCGCCGCGCCGCCUCGAUGGAAAACACCAACAAGCUGGCCAAGGUCAGGGCCAAGGCGGUGAAGAAGAAGGCCGCCCAGCAGGCUGCCAUGACCGAAGGCCGCGCGGACAGCCCCAGCUGCUGGCCCACCUCAUCCCCGUCGCACACCAGUGAGGAUUUCGAGCCCUGGGCCAGCUACCGGACGCGCACGGGCUCUAAUGCGAGCACGGUGAGCGGCCGCGUGUCGCCCGUGCGCCUUGCACUCGAGUUCGAGGAGGUGGCGGACGGGGAUGGGGUCGGCGGCGGGGGGGGCGUUCCUUCUGCCGCACCGGGGAUGUUCUCCGAGGCGCUCAGCAAACCCUUUCCCACUGACCUGCCCUGCAUCACCGACCUGGCCGGCACCAUGAACAUCAACGACCACCACCUGCGCGCGCCACAACCCGACAAGAUGCUGCCGAUGGGCGUGGGCGGCGAGCACCCCCGCUCCACCAGCCUCAUGGAGGAGCUGCUGGAGGACAUCAGCAUGGCGGGCGGCGCUAGCGCCGGCCAUCACGCCCAGCCUCCCCCGGGACCCGGCUUCACCUUCCCGGGGCCUUCGGACGGCUACGGAAACUCGCUGUUCCGCCCGUCGGUCGCCGGAUUGCAGCCGUGGAGACCCUCACCCAUGGAGACGAUCCAGGAGAACAACCCCACCUUUCCACCGCAAAUGGCUCAGUUCGGCUCCUCGCAGACUUUCCGCGACCUGCUCGACUCGGACUCGCUGCCCAACGAGGGCGACUACUCGCUCGGGCAGGCGGCGGGGGGGGCGGCGGUGCAGCAGGGGGUUGGACCCCAGCAGCAGCAGCCCCCCUCCGGGCUCCGUCAACACGCUGCGGCUGCCACCGCCCCUGGCUUUGCGCAGCGCGGUUUUGCCGUGCCCAAAUGCAUGAAGCAGCCGAAAAUGACAUCGCCUCCGCAGCCGCACAUGAUCGCGCUCAAGCAGUCGCCCCCCGAUAUGGUUCGCGUCUCGAGCCUCAAGGCUUCGCACGACGCAGCAGGACCUGGGGGGCCACAGGGGGACGGGCCUCCAGUCAGUGCCCAGGAAAGGUUCCCGGCCGACCUGGACCUGGACAUGUUCGACAGCAACCUGGAGUGCGACAUCGAGUCCAUCAUCCGCAACGACCUGCUGGAUGCAGACAGCCUCGACUUCAGCUUCGAUUCAGUGCUGGCGAACCAGCCCACCAGCCGUGCCAUGUGAGGCCCAACGCUUCUCCACGCCCUGGCCACACCAGAGAGGGAACCGCAUGCCUUCACCGCACCGGCCGCAGCGCAGGGGAUCCGACGGUGACCCGCCCAGGAGCUACACGCCGGGCCGACCCGUUCACAGCUGUGGGUUUGCAUCCGAGUCGCAACCGGCCCCGCAGCCUCCGCUCACAGUGCGGGAGCAAAGGCCUCACCGCAGCCGUGAGGGCAGUGGCUGUGUGGGGCCGUGGCUCAGCAGGCGGCGUGGAGCCCGAAAUCCAGAGCCUUUGGGCCAUUUCCCAAAUGAAGGAAUGGGGGCAGAGGCUGGGUUCGCUCGGUUGUCUCCCCCAGGAUUCCGGACGGAAGCGGGUGAGAAGGCUGGCAGCGUGCAGCUACAAACAUCCAAACUAUACAACAGCAUUGUCAAGGACGAUUCUAUUUCAUUAACAAAGCAAUUCGAGUCUGUGGCCACAGUGUAAAUAAUAGUUCGAAUGACCUUUAGCAUUGUCGAUGAUAGGAGCUGUUGAGCUGUUUGUGAUAACAGUGGAGUGCCUUCAUUAUAGACAUUUUUUUACCAGUUUAGAUGGAAAAGUUUAAUCCAAAUCUUUCAGUUGCCAGAGCUGGCCAGCUGCCAGCGUGGAGUGGAUGUCAUCAUGUGUCACUCGCCUGACGCAAGUGCUUUGUUGAGAUCACGCAAGUGCCAUAGGAGUCGGUGCCGAUUCAUGCCUUAAUCUGUGCCUCUUCAGCCACACACUCUUUAGGCCUUUCAAUGAAACCAGUUGCAGCAUGGCCGGGAAACCAGGAAGCUGAUACAAAAGCCAUCACGUGAGACACGUCUCAAUUGUACUGUACAGUGUGUGCACAGGUGUGCGGAUAAACACCUGAAUAGUUUUAAAAAUGUAUGUAUGUUUGCGAUAGAUGCUGAAAAUUAUAUAGCUAUUACUAUAUUAAUAGUAAAUAUUUUUAACGUGCUGUUUUCGAAGAAGUGGCCCCAAAGCAAUAUGUCCUUGUUGUGACGCUAGAUCAAUUGAAUUUAUUUGGGAGAGGUGUUAUUUUGGUGUUGGUGCUAGGAGAGGUUGCGCCCGCCAUCGCCUGCCCAAGCUGCAGCUUCGGCAUCUCGUGAGCGGCAGGGCUGUUGCGGUGGCGUGCCCAGGAUGCAGGGUUACGGAUCAGGCACGCGUGCGCUUUUUAAUUACUUAACGCCCUUAGAGAUAGCCAAUCAUUUUUACUGGGACUCGCUUUACUAUUUAGAGCAUUUAACCAAUAUUAAUAUCUCUUAUUUUGGUCACUAAUUCGCCAUGAUGAACAGAGGCCGCUGUGUAGUGGUGGUGGGUGCCGGUGGCCGGGCGGUGGCUGGGCAAGUGACCGAUGGAGCGGCCCUGCCCGUGUCGUCCUGCAGUCUCCCCCGCCCGCGUGGUGCCACAAACCAUGUACUGCAUUCGUGACCGCUGCAGCAGCAGUAUUUUAGUGUACGCAACAUAUCGCACCUCUGUAGAGUUUGCACACUUUACCUCGGCGUGAUUUCUAGAGAAACUGGAGAAUAGCGGCGGUGUAAGGGGGGGUGGGCGGUGGCCGAGCGGGCAAAACAACGAUCACCACGGCGGCGGUGUCGUAACGUCGCCGAGCCUGGGCUGGCCGGACGGAUCCACGGCUCCAUGCCGGUCUCAACAUUGCCAUUCCCCCCGCACCCACGCCACGUUUCCCUGGACGUGGCGACAGUCGAGUUACCGUCCGUGCGGAUUACCACCGCAGCUUUUACGAGGGCCGUAACAGAUUUCCAUCCCCUCCCCGAUGACCGCUGAUUCUACAAAUUGUUACAAUUCAGGGCUGUGGUUCAAGAGUUGGUUUGUUCUGGGGAUCUUUGGUGUCUCGUUUGUGUUUGAUCGUUUCUUUCAAUUUUGUGUGUACAGUUUUGUUACGUUCGCUUAAAUAUGACAAUAGUAUAACAAUUAUAAUUUUCAUAGCAAUUAUAGAUUUUAAUCGAUGAAUUGAUGCAUCGUUACAUGCCUACAAUUGCGGGGUGUCUUGGAACAACGUGAUAACCCACAACAUCUCUUGGUAGAGAAAGUAGUUGUUGAGAGGUGGAUGAAGUUGAUCAAACAAAUUAUUAGGUUCUUUGUGCAGCCAUCUGUGGAUAUGAUAAAAAAAUGAAUUUUAAUCCAAAAAAUGGAUUGUAAAGUGUUCCAGUGACACUAGCGCGAGUUCUAUUGACUAUAUAUGCGGGUUAUUAAGUUCUUCUAGGACACCCCUCAAUUUACCAUUUGAAUGGUACAGUGUGUCCUCGAAAUAAUAUGGGUGGAUAGACCGUGUCCUGUCGUGAAUAUUUUUGGAGGCCCCUAAAAACUGAAAAACGGAACUUGAAAAUCGCGCUGCCAAAGUUCAAAAACUGAACGGCGCGCAGAGCAACGCUUCCUUGUGGUCAGUUUCAUCUCCACGCAGACGCAUCGUGCGCCAGGCAGUCUUGAUUUCGUACCAUACUGCACAGUAAUUGCUGUACUAUUCAUUCUUUUGGUUUGCUUUUUUUUUAAACCAUUUUGCUUGUUUCAUUUAUGAUAUAGAAGGCAGUAUCGACAACAUUAAAACUUGGGCUAAAUUUGGUGUUCAUUGAAAUAACAAUUUUUUUUGGAACAGUGAUAACCAAAGCAGUCUGGGGCCACCACACAUUGUGAAGUUUGUUCAGAUAAGCAACUGAACCGACAUGGCUCUGAGAUUGCCUUCAUCCAUCAAUGGAAGGACAGAUGUUUGUUAAAAAAAAAGGAGUCCAUAAUUUCGUCUUCAUGGUAGUAAUGGGGGUGUGUCAAGAAAGCAGAUAUGCUGGGGAACGCCACCCCUGAAUAAGCCCAGUUUUUGGAGGACACAUUGCAGGAACGACCGACGGGAGGAUUCCUUCAGUUGCCUCCACGGAGGCGGUGCAGGCAUUGGCUGAGCCGGCCGGAACACUAAUGAGACACAAAUGGAAUCGUUUGAGCCAAUAACCGUGCGGCGGGAACAGCGCGGGCGGGAAGCGGAACAUACGGUGACGUGCCUGUUGUGGGGGUUCAGGGGGUAGGCGAGCGGUUUAAAGUCUCGCGAGGCUUGUGGUCUUAACUGAGCUAGUUUGUGUCAAAAUAUCGGGUUUUAUUGUGUAAUCUCGUACUAAGACAAUCUGUGAGUAAUGCAACUAUUUUGUAAUGAGCUGAUUUUUUUUAAAGAUGUAAUUUUGUAAGUAAAGCUUUGCUACAAAGUAUGUUCAUAGACAAUCGUGUAAAGAAUUUAUACUGUAGUGUGGGGUUUGCUGUGGAUCCGGGCGCACUGACCCAGGAGCUCUUGGCCUGGAGCCCAGGAAACCACAGCUGCAGAAACUUAACAGUUAACACUACAGUGGUGACAUCUGCAUCGCGAUGACGAUGACAUCUCUAUGGUGGUAACAUCACGAGAUGUGACGUCACCACGGUGGUGACAUCGCUGCAGUGAUGUUUAUAGCACCACUGUCGGCAUCACACAUGGCGACGUCACUUGGAGGUGACACCUGCACAGUGGUGACAUCACUCUUGUGAUGACAUCAUGACUAACGUCAGUGGUGACGCCACUAGUGGCACCAUCACUGUGGUGACACUAUGCACAGUGGUGUCUCCACUGUCACAGGUGGCACCACUGCUGCUGUAGUGUGUGGAGGCAGCACGGUGCAUGUCCCCAUGCGGGGCCGGAUGUCUGCAGGGGUGGGGGGGGUAGAGGCCAUUCCUUCCGCCUGGGCAGCGGUGGCCAUUGCAGUUUCACUUAAGUUGGGCCUAACAGGGAGGCGGAGGAGGGGAGACCAUGCACAUUCAAACUCCCUAAACCAGCCCAGCUCUCGCCUACAUUAUGGGUGUGGGCGGUUGGGUUCCCACCCGCGGUGCAUCUGAGAAGUUCUCCAAUCUCCCGCCUGGUUGGGAAAGCCAGGCUGGCAGCAUAGCGGCUGUUUCUCCUAUUUACGUGCGGUUACUUUAGAAUGGGGUUGUUAUUCGGUCAUUGAUUUUUUUUUUUCCAAUUCAUUUACGAAAUACAUUUUUGCGUCUGAAAAUCGUGGACUCGAUAAUAAUCGAAUCCAGUCCAACUUUGGUUACAAAUCGAGCCAAUUGACUAGCAAACUACGUUCAAGCCGUACGGCAACCCAUUCUAUACACGGAAUGUAGAAAACAAUCUUACAGCCCUGUCACAGUCCACCGAUGGAUGAAUUACUCGCCACACCUUGUCAGUCAUGGGGCUCAUUUGACCAUACUUCACCAUGCUGGCCAGUGCGAGCUGG
Molecule: messenger RNA, 6441 nt
Organism: Petromyzon marinus (sea lamprey)
Lineage: Eukaryota; Metazoa; Chordata; Hyperoartia; Petromyzontiformes; Petromyzontidae
Product: forkhead box protein O3-like
Biological process (GO): regulation of transcription by RNA polymerase II
Cellular component (GO): nucleus
Molecular function (GO): RNA polymerase II cis-regulatory region sequence-specific DNA binding; DNA-binding transcription factor activity, RNA polymerase II-specific
Source: RefSeq, a predicted model, not a curated record